Musa acuminata subsp. malaccensis (wild Malaysian banana) is the source of this 3926-nucleotide messenger RNA. RefSeq names its product protein ALWAYS EARLY 2. The record is from RefSeq and is a predicted model, not a curated record. Gene Ontology annotation, cellular component: nucleoplasm; transcription repressor complex. Gene Ontology annotation, molecular function: DNA binding. Lineage: Eukaryota; Viridiplantae; Streptophyta; Magnoliopsida; Zingiberales; Musaceae. Gene Ontology annotation, biological process: regulation of cell cycle; DNA-templated transcription; regulation of transcription by RNA polymerase II.
CUCUCUCUCUCUCACACCCGCCGAUUCCAUCAAACAGAAACAAAGAAAAGCAAAAGGAGUCUCGCUCGUCUUCGACCGCCGGAGGAGGAGGUCGACGCUCGCAUCACUCUCCAGCGCGUCGAGAUUCUCCGCUUCCUCUUUCUUUCCAGACACAGGCAAUAUAGAAAGAAAUUUUUAUGGCUUCAACCAGAAAACUGAGAAAUGUGAACAAGCGAUUUGCUAAAGUUUUUGAAGACUGGUCUGAGAAGGAUGAGACACCUCCAAAGAAAAGUCGAGCACGAAAGAGGAAAUUGUCUGACAUGCUAGGUUCUCAGUGGAGCAAAGAAGAAAUUGAGCGAUUCUAUGAAGCUUACCGCAAAUAUGGGAAAGAUUGGAGAAAGGUUGCUGGUACCUUGCGUAAUAGAUCAUCAGAAACGGUGGAAGCUCUUUACAACAUGAAUAAAGCAUAUUUAUCUCUUCCUGAAGGAACAGCUACUGUAGCUGGGUUAAUUGCAAUGAUGACCGAUCACUACAACAUUCUGGAAGGAAGUGAUAGUGAUCGAGAAAGUAACGAUGUGGCAAAAACAUAUCAAAAACCUCAAAAACGUGGUCGGGGGAAAUUUCGACUUAUGCCCAAGGGUUCUGAUGGGUGCUCUCCUGAUCAGUCACAAUAUCAGUCAGUUUCAUCAAGAUAUGGAUGCCUAUCUUUGUUGAAGAAGAAGCGUUCUGGAGAUUUAUUUUCGGGGAAUCAACCUCGUGCUGUUGGGAAAAGGACUCCUCGCAUCCCUGUUUCAAAUAUGUAUAGCAAAUAUGACAAGGAAAAAGCAACAUGUUUAAAUAAACAGUCUUCAAAGUCAGAGGUUAAUGCUGUUGAUGAUGAAGGUGCUCACGUAGCAGCAUUGGCUUUAGCAGAGGUUCUGCAAAGAGGUGGCUCACCGCAGAUAUCUCGAACACCUGGAAGCGGAGUUGAUCACGUGAGGUCUUCUCCUGUUAGAAGCAGUGAACAAAAGAGCGUCGAACAGGAGACAGACAGAUCAAAGUUAAUCAUUCAAAUGGAUGAUGAUUGCCAUGAAGCUAGUCUAGGAAGUAGGGAAGCUGAGAAUGGAGUAUUUGCUAGAGAUGUUAAAGAAGGUGCUGGAGCAGUUGAAGCUCCAAAAAGAAUGAAGAAGCGCCAAGGAAAGAGACCAAAAACUUUUGAUACUGAAAACUUCCAAAUUGAUGAUGAUAGAGAAGCAUGUAGUGGUACUGAAGAAGGAUCAAGUGUCCGAAAAAUUAAAGAUGAAAAUGACUUGGAGGUUAGAGACAAUAAAGCUGCUCGUGGAUCCAAUGGUUCAAGGAAAAGAAGCCGGCAACUAUUUUUUGGAGAUGAGAAUUCUGCCCUGGAUGCUUUGCAGACACUAGCAGAUUUGUCUGUUAAUAUCUUGCUGCCUUCAUCUGCUGUUGAGUCCGAAUCGUCAGCCCAGGUUAAAGAACAGACAAAUAUUGAUACUGAUGAGAAGCCUGAUAUACCUGAAUCAUUGCCUUUAAAUUACAAAAGAGAUAAGUCUAAAGUUUCAGGGAAAAAGGAGAGAAGGCAUUCUGCAGGUGUUGGUUCCGAUACACUUUCCAGGAGAAGUUCAAAAGUUGUCAAGGGAUUGCAACGUGACUCAAAAGUUAUUGCUGAGAUGAAUCAGCAAGCUUGCGCAUGUAUCAAUAUGACAGAGAAGAGAAAAGGGAAAACUUUCUCUGGGAAAAUACCAAAAUCUGAGUUCAGCAGUGAAUCUCAAAAAAGUGAGCUGCAGAAAAUGGAGGUUUCUGCUGAAGAAGGGAAAAGAUCAGUUGCUAAGGUUAGACGUGUUAGUCAAGUUAGUCCAUUGCUAAGGCAAGGGAAGUUUGUUAAACCCCCAGAGAACUCUUCUUCUGUCGCUGAUUCUGGAAGAACAGUUACUGAUUUAAGCAAAACAACUCGUUUGGCAAUUGAAAACCAAGUUAAUUUGCUUACAAAACAUAGAAGUCGUCGAAAGAUAGGCCUGCAAAAAGCACCAGCCUGGAAGGAUUUUAAAUCCAAUGAUAUGGGAGAUAAUUGUCCUCAUAAAUACUCCUAUGCAGUCAACAGGAUUGUUGAGCCUAAGGAAAAUCUUUCUCACUGCCUAUCAUCUAAACUGUUGCGUAGAUGGUGUAUGUUUGAGUGGUUUUACAGUGCAAUUGACCAUCCAUGGUUUGCCAAAAGCGAGUUUGUGGAGUACUUGAAUCAUGUGAGGUUGGGCCACAUACCUAGACUAACUCGUGUGGAGUGGGGUGUCAUACGAAGUUCUCUUGGAAAACCACGUCGAUUAUCUAAACAAUUUUUAAAGGAAGAAAGGGAGAAGCUGGAGCAGUACAGAGAAUCAGUUAGGACACAUUAUGCUGAGCUUCAAGCUGGUCUUAAAGAAGGCCUCCCAACAGAUCUAGCUCGCCCUUUAUCAGUGGGACAACGUGUGAUUGCUUGUCACCCUAAAACAAGAGAACUUCAUGAUGGAAGUGUUCUGACAGUUGAACGUAGUAGGUGCAGAGUUCAGUUUGAUCGGCCUGAGCUAGGGGUUAAGUUUGUAAUGGAUAUUGACUGCAUGCCACUUAAUCCAUUUGACAAUAUUCCUGAAACUCUUAGACCACAGAAUAUUGUUAUUAACAGACACUGCAACACCUUCAAAGAUAUGAAAUUAGAAGAUCCUCCUAAGGAUUGGAGAACUGGAAGUUUUGACAUUGCAGAUGGGCGUACUCAUACUUCUGCUACCAGUUAUCAAAUGAAUACACUAAUGAAGCAGGCUAAGGGGGACACGAUUGAUGCCAUCGUACAAGCUAAAGCUACCGUAAAUCAAGUUGCUGUUGCUGCACAACAGGCAAUGUAUAAUCAACCUUGUACACUAUCACAAAUUCAGGAAAGAGAAGCUGAUAUUAGGGCUCUUGCUGAGUUAUCUCGUGCACUUGAUAAAAAGGAAGCUCUGUUGAUCGAAUUGAGAAAUAUGAAUGAAGAAGUCUCAGAAAAGCAGAAGGAUGGUGAUACCAUAAAGGAUCUGGAUCAUUUCAGAAAGCAAUAUGCCAUGGUACUUGUUCAACUACGAGAUGCUAAUGAUCAGGUUGCUUCCGCCUUGCUUUCUUUAAGACAGCGUAACACAUACCAUGGUAAUUCAACACCCCCAUGGACCAGGCCAGUGGAAAAUGCAGGAUCUGUUGGAUCUCCAGAGCCAUUCAACCCAUCUGCAUUUCCCAAUCAGGAUAUGGGAUCUCAUGUAAGGGAAAUUGUUGAAACUUCUACACAAAAAGCAAGGACAAUGGUUGAUGCUGCUCUGCAGGCAAUGUGCACACUAAAGGAAGGAGAAGAUGCAUUUACCAAAAUUGGACAGGCUUUAGAUUUGACUAAUAAUCGCAACACUGGUUCUGGUAUAUUGGGAGUACAUGGGCCUCCUAAUCCAGGACAUAGCAACACAACAAAUCACGAUCAUCCAGCUAGCACAUUUGACAUCACAACAGUUCAUGCACUUAGUCCAAAAACCAACAAUUCAUCUGAUGCUGAUCUUCAACUUCCUUCGGAGUUAAUUUCAUCAUGUGUCUCGACACUUCUCAUGAUACAGACGUGUACGGAGAGACAGUACCCACCUGCCGAGAUUGCCCAGAUUCUUGAUUCUGCUGUCACAAGUUUGCAUCCAUAUUCUCCACAUAAUCUACCAAUUUACAGGGAGAUUGAGACAUGCAUGGGUAUCAUCAAAAACCAAAUAUUGGCUCUGAUACCAACUCCAACCACGGCCGCCCCUGAAAUCACAACAUGAUAAGCGUUCACUACUUUUUUUUGUCUCUGUACUACCUUCCUUCUUGGUGUAGUGCUAGUUUGUAUUAUGAUAAAUAGCCCCCCCCCCUGUUAUUCAAAAUGGGGUCUGUGCAACAUUCCAUUCAGGUAUUUAAAUCAAAGCUUUUACGCUUCUUGUUUCCCU